UUUUUUCUUAUUUUAGGAAAAAGUAGAAAGCCAAGAAAUCCACUUCAAUGGCUCAUAUUUUAGUUCUCGACUCUGAUCAAGAUGUCUUCAUUUGUGGUUGUUGUAAGACUGUUUUCUACUCUUUGCAAUUGUUUACAAAUCACAAAGGUCAGCGAUGUGUCAAAGAUAAUCAAUCACAAUUGAUAGAUCCUCCAAAUAAAGCGUCACCUAAAUGUGGUGCAACAAUCGACACAUCAAAUGAAAAUAAGGCGAUAAAGGAUAUGACAUGUAAUAAAUGUAGUAAAAAAUUUAAGAAAAUUAACACUUUACUAGCGCAUAUGAAGACACACAGUGAGAAACCAUAUCAAUGUCAAAUUUGUGGUCGAUGUUUUAUACAGAAUUCUCAUUUGCAAAGACACAUUAAGUGCCAUAGAGUGUGGCCAGAAGGACUUAGUGGUACUACUGCCAAAUCUACAGAAGUAGAUCUUUUGAGUUAUUCAUGUUCAUAUUGUGAUAUGGUACUGUCUAGUUAUAUACAGUUUAGAGCACAUUUAAAGAAUCAUUUGUCAUUAAAGAAAUUUAAAUGUAUACAAGAUGGAUGUGUUAGUUUCUAUGAUAGUAUUGAAAAUUUACUUAAUCAUGUGACAAUUGAUCACAAAAGUCCAAAGUAUUCAUGCCAUAAUCCCACAUGCAAUAAUGUGUUUAACUCUUUGGAACAAAUUGCAAUACAUUAUCAAAAUCAUAGUGAAUGCAGAACUGAAGCAUGUAGCACCAUUCCCAAAAAAUAUAAAUGUUUACAAUGUGAUGCUUCAUUUAGGAGAUUGGAGAAGUUGUCCUUACAUAUGCUCACAGAAAGUCACAAAAAGACAUGUAUUCACUGUGGAAAUACAUUUGCAAGUGACAAAAGAUUAAGACUCCACUUGCAGGUACAUAGAAAAUUAAAACCAUUUCAGUGUAAUAUAUGCAAUAGCAGUUUUCAUAUGAAAAAAUAUUUAUCAGUUCAUAUGUUAAAACAUGGUGACAGACAAUAUCCAUGUAGUAUUUGUAGCCAUACAUUUAAGAGAUCAGAUUUACUGCAACGGCAUAUGAAAAUACAUCAGUUAAGGAGAACAUUUACUUGUCCAUUUAGGGACACAUUAAACUGCAAGAAAGAAUUUAGCAGAAGUGACAAAUUAAAAACACAUAUUAAACUUCAUACAAAACAUAUGCCAAUAUGUUCUACUCAACAUAAAGAGUUGAAUGAUAAUGAAGCAGGCACUGUAGAGAUAUGUAUAUUACCUUUAGAUCACAAGAAUAGUAUUAAGUAGCUUUAAAAGGGCUAGAUUUUUUCUGUUUAAGUGUAUAAAAUAUUUAUAUAAUUGUUGUAACUACUUUAUGUAUUGAAUUAUUUUAUAUUAAUUUAAAAGCUAUUAAUAUUUUAUAAACAAAAUUAUUUAAAAGGUUAAAACUAAAUGUUUCAUU
Molecule: messenger RNA, 1440 nt
Organism: Achroia grisella
Lineage: Eukaryota; Metazoa; Arthropoda; Insecta; Lepidoptera; Pyralidae
Product: zinc finger protein 425-like
Exons: 1
Coding region: 48-1286 (412 amino acids)
Biological process (GO): regulation of transcription by RNA polymerase II
Molecular function (GO): RNA polymerase II cis-regulatory region sequence-specific DNA binding; DNA-binding transcription factor activity
Source: RefSeq, a predicted model, not a curated record